CUGCUUCAAACUGAUAUAUCUGUCAGGUGUGCUACUAGCUGAUAUAUCAAUUUGGCUGGCUUGUUUUGCCCUUCCCUGCUUCUCCCUAUUACAUCAGUUCUGCCACUAUCUCCAUCUGUAGGCUGUUUAUAGAAGCUGCAGUGUCCUUCAAAGCUGAUAGAGGGCAUAGAACUUCACUUUUAUCAUUUUAACUUAUAACUACUCAGGCUACCUGUAUGUCUGUCCCAUCCCCUUUUUUUAUUGUGGAUGGCCAUCAUUCUCAUUACCUGAAAUUUUACCCUCUAGUAUAUUUUCAAGAGAAUAGUUGUGUGCAUGAAUAUGGCGAGAAAAAUUUAUUCUGAACAAGAAUUGUUGGAACUUUCAAGGGGUGUGAGCAAAAGUGAAGCGGAGUUUUCUUCGGAUGAAGACGAGGAUUCUGAAUAUCUUUCCCAAAAUAUUGGAGAAACACUGGGAACCAGUGGAAUGUCUAGUGCUAAAAUGAUAAACGGUAGAACUGAAAAAAUAUUCAGCACACGGGACACUUCAGGUGCUAAGCUAUCCUGCACCACUCUAUCCUCUAACCACUAG
Molecule: messenger RNA, 567 nt
Organism: Nezara viridula (southern green stink bug)
Lineage: Eukaryota; Metazoa; Arthropoda; Insecta; Hemiptera; Pentatomidae
Source: the annotation of a GenBank genome assembly